Messenger RNA from Truncatella angustata, 1688 nucleotides. Its product is annotated as hexokinase-like protein. Gene Ontology annotation, cellular component: mitochondrion; cytosol. Gene Ontology annotation, biological process: glucose 6-phosphate metabolic process; intracellular glucose homeostasis; glycolytic process. Gene Ontology annotation, molecular function: fructokinase activity; mannokinase activity; ATP binding. The record is from RefSeq and is a predicted model, not a curated record. The transcript is spliced from 4 exons. The coding region runs from base 202 to 1614 and encodes 470 amino acids. Lineage: Eukaryota; Fungi; Ascomycota; Sordariomycetes; Amphisphaeriales; Sporocadaceae.
AGGGCAGGAUCAAGUUCGAGGACGUUGUUGCGUUGGGAUAUAAGUGUGUGAUGAUUUGGCGUCAUCCAGACAGUUUAAAGUUUUGUUCUUGUAAAUCUCAUCAUAGGACUUCAGCAAUAGCUUGACAAACUAUCCACGUAGAUACGACCCUACAAACCAGGUUCCCCUUACACCAGAUCAGACAGGACAGCACUAUACGCAAUGACUACAGUAGCCGGAGGUCUUCCCACUCCGGGACUCCAUGAAGGCUUGGAGGAUGUGGAUCCAUUUUUGCUCGAUGCACUGAAAAAAGUCGAAGAAGACUUUAAAGUUGACACUGCGAUGUUGAAGAAGAUCAGUCAGCGCUUUGAGGAGGAACUACACGAAGGAUUGGCUAAGACUGGAGCCAACUUGUCUAUGAACGUGACAUGGGUGAAAGGGUUCCCGACAGGCAAGGAGAAGGGAAGUUACCUGACCAUUGACCUUGGAGGAACGAACAUGCGUGUGUGCUGGAUCACUCUUCACGGAAAUGGUAGUGAUGCAGAGGUUGUUCAGGACAUGUUCAAGCUACCUCCAGAGAUCAAGAAGGGAGAGGCUCAUGAGCUGUGGGCACUGGUUUCAGAGUACCUCCAAAAGUUUAUCGAGAAACAUGACUUGAAAAGUACGGAUGGUAAACGCCUCCCCCUUGGGUUCACUUUUUCAUAUCCCGCAACACAAGAUAGAAUCGACCAUGGAAAAUUAAUUACUUGGACAAAAGGGUUUGAUAUUAAAGGAGUCGAAGGCCAAGAUGUGGCAGGACAACUACGGGACGCGCUGGAACAACGGAAACUACCUGUUGAACUGGUGGCUUUGAUCAACGACACGACAGGAGCCUUGAUCGCCUCGGCAUAUAAUGACCCGGAGACUAUCAUAGGAGUAAUAUUUGGCACUGGUUGCAAUGGCGCAUAUAUGGAAGAUGUGGGCUCAAUACACAAGCUGAAAUCAUCACUUCCAAAAGACACCCCGAUGGCCAUCAACUGUGAGUACGGAGCUUUCGAUAAUAGUCGACAAAUCUUGCCGCGAACCAAGUACGACAUUCAUAUCGAUAACAAGUCGCCACGACCUGGCGAACAAGCAUUUGAGAAGAUGAGUGCUGGGCUGUACCUUGGUGAAAUAUUUCGCCUGGUACUUGAGGACAUGCAUAGCCAAAGUCUCAUGUUCAAAAACCAGGAUGUGAGUCUGUUGCACAAGGAGUAUCAUCUGGAUACCGGGUUUCUCUCGGCACUCGAGAACCACGGCGAGGAGGAAAUGAUGGCACGAUUCAAGGAGGAUCUCAACAUCAAACCAACAAAGGAUGAGCUCAAAAUUUCGAGAUGCCUGGCUGCGAUUGUCGCCUUGCGCGGUGCACGUCUGUGUGCUUGUGGUGUAGCCGCGAUCUGCCAUAAGAAGGGGUUGAAGUCAGGGCACGUGGCAGCGGACGGUUCUGUGGCAAACAAGCAUCCCAAGUUUAAGUUGAGAUGGGCCGAUGCACUGGGUGAGAUCCUCGACUGGCCCAGUGACAGGACGAGUGAUCCAAUAACACUCACUAGCGCUGAGGACGGAAGUGGUGUUGGGGCGGCAGUCAUUUCAGCAAUGGCCGUGGCUGACCGAGGUUAAAGAUUUAUGCACAGCGAAUAGUUUAAUGAGUAAUGAACAGUCCAGGGAACAGUGUUCCAUGCGUCAUGGCUACC